This is a messenger RNA of Nomia melanderi (Alkali bee), 3308 nucleotides long. Its product is annotated as facilitated trehalose transporter Tret1. Gene Ontology annotation, biological process: transmembrane transport. Lineage: Eukaryota; Metazoa; Arthropoda; Insecta; Hymenoptera; Halictidae. The record is from RefSeq and is a predicted model, not a curated record. Gene Ontology annotation, molecular function: transmembrane transporter activity. Gene Ontology annotation, cellular component: membrane.
UUUCCAAAAAUUCAAUUGGAACGUGGAAUUCUAUCGAAACUUUAUUAUUAACCCUUUGCGGACGAACAUGCUUUGAAAUAUACAAAACCUUUAGCAGAUGAAGCUAAAUUACACAUAAGUUGCUUAAUUAGUAUAAAAAGAAGGAAACUAUGUGCUGAUUUCUUGCUGUUUCAAUAAUUACAUAAUUUGUCUACGACUUAGUUAGAGGAAUUUUAAACAAUGAAGCGUCCGUAGUAAUUGACCCUUUGCCCUAUGACUUAUUUCUUAGCUACGAUUUAUUAAGAAACAAAGAAACGUUUAAACAAUGAGAAUAAUAUUUAAUUUAUAUUGAAAGAAAAUAUGUGACACUCGAAUUUGUCAGAUUUAAAAUUUUCGACACGAGACGCGAUAUUUCCAAAGGGUUAACCCCUUGUUGAUACUUCAUUGCAAAUUACAAAGUCACUAAGUCACUUUGCAUGUAAUAAUAUUAGAAACAUAUUUAUUUAAAAAACUAUUUAUUCCAAUAUUUCACGUAUCGAGGCAUUAUACAAAGUUCAACAUUGAAUGUCAUGUUUUAUAAUUUUACUGCGUCGAAUUAAGUGAUGACUGAGAGUCACCUCCCGAGUGCAAAUGGUUAACCUUGCACACUUCUACUGAAAAACUACCGAGUGCAAAGGGUUAAGAAGAUUCCUCCUGGAAUAUCAAGGACAUUCACGAAAGAAAAGAAACGCAGCGGCGAUUCGUCGUAUCCUCUAGCAAAGAAUAUAAACGACCUAUCGACUCAUGAUUAUUCAAACGGCCAUGCGGGCUGAUAAGAAGUACCCGGAAGCAAUUUACAUCGAGACUAUUGUGUCGUUCAUUCGGUCGGGCGCGAAGGAGGCUAGCCAACUAGUCGAUCGUGCUCGCGAGAAAUGUAUCGAAGAAAGAUUCGCCGUAAAAUUCGAACGGUCGCCAAUCGAGGAUUCAAGAUAUUGGCAGGACUAGCCGCUCAUUCCGGCCAGAUAUCGGUUGGCCUCGGACAAGGAUUCAGCGCGAUCCUGAUCCCACAGCUCCUGGAGAAACAUUUCGCCGACACGUCUGAAACAUCGUGGAUAGCGUCGCUUGGCGUCGUCUCGAAUCCCCUGGGAUCAUUGAUCGCAGGAUUAUGCGCGGAAUGGUUCGGCAGGAGAUCGGCUAUUGCCCUGGCCAGCUUACCUCACGCUGCCGGCUGGUUGUUGAUAGCGUUAUCGACGAACGUGCCCAUGUUGUACGUCGGCAGAUUCAUCAGUGGGAUCGGCAUGGGCAUGGCGAACGGCCUUUACCUUUACGUCAGCGAGACUGCAGCUCCAAAUCAAAGGGCCUGGCUAGGAAGCUGUGGCCCAGUGUUAGUUUCACUUGGAGUCCUUAUGAUCUACACUCUGGGUGCAUUCACCACAUGGGAGAAAGCUGCAGCAAUUAGCAUCGGUCCAGCAAUCCUUUCUUUAGCACUGACUCGCAUGAUUCCUGAGACUCCAGGAUGGCUAAUGGCUAGAGGACGAAAUGAAGAAGCAAAGGAGUCGUUGCUAUGGCUACGGGGACCUGGCUCGACCACAGAUAAAGAAUAUGAAGAACUCUGCAACUCGAACCUGAAGAGGCAAGAGUCAAAAGAGAGUUUGACCAAAGCUCUUCACAUGCCAAGUGUUUGGAAACCGUUCCUGAUCCUUCUUGUCUUCUUCGCUCUGCAACAAAUGUCGGGGAUCUACAUAAUUCUAUUUUACGCUGUGACCGUUCUAGAAGAUAUUGAUAUCAACGACCUGAACGAGUAUACUGCCAGCGUUGGUAUCGGCAUGAUCAGAUUGAUCGCCUCCAUCGUCGGUGCAGGUCUUGCCAACAGCUUUGGUAGGAAAGUGCUGGCCUUCAUCAGUGGUCUAGGAAUGGCAGUCUCUGCCGUAGGCGUUGCUCUGACCUUCAGGUUCAAACUACCAUCAACAGUGUCCUUGGUAUGCAUUGGAGGCCACGUAGGAUCUUCGAUGAUAGGAUUUCUUACAUUACCUUGGGUGAUGACCUCAGAACUGUAUCCACUGAGGUUCAGAGGACCAUUAGGUGGCAUAACUACCAGUUUAGCUCAACUCUUAACGUUUGGCACCAUUAAACUAUACCCAGACCUACGUUAUAUGGCAGGCAUUGAAGUUAUCAUGUGGACCUUUGCUGGAGCUAGCAUCCUAGGAACCUUAUUUGCUAUAAUAAUUCUGCCUGAGACCAGAGGCAGAAGCUUAGAUCAAAUAGAGAGUAACUUUUCCAGUAAAUCAGAGUGGAACAGUACCAGCCAGACACUGCCCACUAUUUCUGCACAAUCAAGGAAUAUUUCUUUGGAAAAAUUUGCCUCCCUUUCUGAAGAAAAGCAACCGCAUAAAAUAUCUAAUGCCUACGCUUAUGAUAAUUUAUUCUUAGAUCUAUCUCAUGAUGAUGAUGGAAAAAGUACAAAAAAUUCAAUAUCCGACUCAGAUGCAAAAUGUAACAAUGCUCAUACUAUCUCGUUGCAGCAUGUUUACAUCUGAUAGAAUGACAAAAAGGAGAUUUACAGUUAAAAAUCUAAACCAAAGCGAAAGAGUCAUAGCUGUGAAAGUAUUUCCUCAGGUUGGACCACGAGAAGUGGAUUGUAAGGCUUGUACUAAAAUAAUUAAGGUCACCAGUAUUCCUUUCUAUUUCAACUGUGAGCUUUUUCUAGACAAAACUAUUUCCCUGUGGAACAAUAGCUGAUGUACAGUUAUUAAUUUAUAUUUAAUUAGUGACAUUUUGAGGAAUGUGAAUGUUGAAAAACUAUAGAAGUAUGGACUUCCUACUCUUGUGAUAUUCUAAUAUUGUUGAUACUGUGUAUUUAUUGAAUGAUCUACAUAUAUUCAAAGAGUGCAUGUGUGUGUGAGAAAGAGAGAGAGACAGAAAGUUUAACAAUAUUAUAAACAUUCCUAUGCCUAUUGCAAUAUGUUCUUAGUAAGCCAUCAAACCAGUUGUGAUGAGUCACAUAAUCCCCAUAAAAUUUUGAGAAAUGAUAACUAGUUCUUUGUAUUACUGUGUCAAUUCAUGAAGGAAGAGUGUGACUGUGAUCAUAUUGAUGAGCAUAUAAUAUUAAGAACAUUGAGAAUAUCCUUGUAAUAAUUGUAAGAUUAUCAACAUACGUACUAUUAAGUAUAAUACUAGAACACAGUGAAUUAUUUUGUACGAUAUGUCUAAUACAAAUAGUUCUAAGUCCAUUUAUAUAAAUAUUUAUGUAUAUAUAAACAUACUUAUAGUCAUAACGAACUUUAUAUAUCAAUACAUUGCUUGUUAAUUAGUGCAUUACAUAUAUAUAUUUGUAUAUAUAAUAUUAUUAG